Messenger RNA from Cavia porcellus (domestic guinea pig), 4621 nucleotides. RefSeq names its product 2'-5'-oligoadenylate synthetase 2 (gene Oas2). The transcript is spliced from 10 exons. Lineage: Eukaryota; Metazoa; Chordata; Mammalia; Rodentia; Caviidae. Bases 99 to 2117 code for a protein of 672 amino acids. Gene Ontology annotation, cellular component: nucleoplasm; membrane; cytosol. Gene Ontology annotation, biological process: regulation of ribonuclease activity; defense response to virus; negative regulation of viral genome replication. The record is from RefSeq and is a predicted model, not a curated record. Gene Ontology annotation, molecular function: double-stranded RNA binding; 2'-5'-oligoadenylate synthetase activity.
UCUGGGGCUGCAGCCGCUCAGCCAGGACAGAGCAGUCCCCGGCUCCAGGACAGAUCUCAAGCGCUGCCGCUGCCAGGCGCCCCAGCCACCAGCAAGAAAUGGGAAACUGGGAAUCCCUAGUGUCCUCACUGCCGGCUCAGGAGCUGGGCACCUUCGUCCAGCAGCAGCUGCGGCCCCAGGAAAGCUGUGAGCAGCAGAUCUGGGACGCGGUGGAUCACGUCUGCACCGUCCUGCUGAGAAACCACGACCCCAGGUUGCAGGGUGUGGCAGUGGGUGGCUCCUUCGGCAGGAAGACAAUGUUGAAAGGCGACUCUGACGGCACCCUCGUCUUCUUCCUGGAUGAAUUACAACAGUUCCGCGAUCAGAUGAAACCUCAGCACAAAACCCUCGAAGAGAUCGUGCACCAGCUGACGGGCAGUUUGAGAAGCUACAGCAAGCUGCUUGAGUGCGAGACCUUUGGGACCACAUUCACGGUGCUGACGAGGGAGCAGAAGGUCACCUUCAAGGUGCAGACCGCCUUCAACGCCCUGGGUGAAAGCCAGACUCCCUCCCCCUGGCUGUACCGGGAACUCAUCAGAUCCACGGAUGAGACCAAGGCCGCUCCGGGAACGUUCGCUGUGUGCCUCACCAGACUCGAGCAGCAGUUUUUUGAUAAGUUCCCCCGCAAAGUGAAGGAUCUGAUCCUCCUGCUGAAGCGCUGGUAUCAGCAGUGCCAGAAGAAGUGGCCGUCUGGUGUGUCACUGUCCACCUACGUUCUGGAGCUGCUGGCCGUGUACGUCUGGGAGCAGGGCUGCGGGGCCGAGGAUUUUGACAUCGCAGCAGGCGUCAGGGCCGUGCUGGGGCUGAUCCUGCAGUGGUCACAGCUGUGCAUCUACUGGACCGUGAACUAUGACCUGGAGGACGAGACCGUCAGGAACAGGCUCCUAUGCCAGCUGUGCUCCCAGAGGCCGGUCAUCCUGGACCCGGUGGAUCUAACCCACAACCUGAGCAGAAACGUCCCACAGCUGCCGCUGCAGGCAGAUGCACGGCACUGGCUGUCUUCGCUGGGCCCCACCCCGGCCUGGAGUGUCCUGCCAACGCCUCUCUUCAUGACCCCGGGCCAUCUGCUGGACAAAUUCAUCCAGGACUUUCUCCAGCCGAACAAAGAUUUCCUCGAGCAGGUCCGGAAAGCCGUGGACAUCAUCUGUUCCUUCCUCAGAGAAAACUGCUUCCUGAACUCAGCUAGCAAAGUGCAAAGCACCAUCAAGGGAGGGUCCACCGCCAAGGGCACGGCGCUGAAGACGGGCUCUGACGCCGACAUCGUCGUAUUCCUGAGCUCGCUGAAGAGCUUCCCCUCCCAGAAAACCUGCCGCAGCGAAAUCGUCCGGGAAAUCCGCCGGCAGCUGGAGGCCUGUCAGAGGCAGCGGGAGUUGGAGGUGAAGUUUGAGAUUUCCAAGUGGGCGGCGCCCAGGGUGCUAAGCUUCUCGCUGAGAUCCAGAGACCUCAAUGAGAGUGUGGACUUCGAUGUGCUGCCCGCCUAUAACGCGCUGGGUCAGAGCAAGUCCACCCUGCAGGCCUACUCGGAGCUCAUAGAUCUGUACAGAUCCUCAGACGUCAUCGGCGGCGAGUUUUCUGUCUGUUUCACAGAGCUCCAGCGUGACUUCGUUAGCUCCCGGCCCACCAAACUGAAGAGCUUGAUUCGUCUGGUCAAGCACUGGUAUAAACAGUGUGAAAGGAAAAUGAAGUCAAAGGGAUCCCUGCCCCCCAAAUAUGCCCUCGAACUGCUCACCAUCUACGCCUGGGAGCAGGGCAGCGGGGUGACUGAUUUCAGCAUUGCUGAAGGGUUCCGGACGGUCCUGGAGCUGGUGACAAAGUACCAGCAGCUCUGCAUCUACUGGACCGUCAACUACAACUUCGAAGAGGAGAAGACAAGGAUGUUCCUGCUGACCCAGAUCCAGAGGACCAGGCCUGUGAUCUUGGACCCCGCUGAUCCCACUGGUGACGUGGGUGGUGGAGACCGCUGGUGCUGGCAUUUUCUGGCCAGGGAAGCAAAGGCAUGGUUUUCCUCCCUCUGCUUCAGAGAUGGCAAAGGCAGCGUUCUGCAGCCAUGGAAAGUUCCAGUAAGUGUGCUCCAGUAAGAGGAGGCAUCGUCUGCAGACAGCUUCGUGGCAGGACUGCGUCAGAGAAUUUCUCCUGCUGCUGCCACACUGAGUAAUUCAGCCACAAAGAUCAAAACAGCUCAGUGACGGGGGCUUCCACAACCUCUCCCUUCCCCCAGUCUGUUAUAAGCAAUCCUGAGGGGGGAGAUUCCAGGCAAGUGGUGCUUUCUCUGGGACAGGUGUGCCCCGCUUCGGUGGUGCUAAUGACUUUCUCAUCCUUAAUACUCUUGACAUUUGUGGCCGAGUGAUUCUUUGUCUAGAAUGGGGCUCCCCUGCAUGGUAGUGCAAUGGAGAUUUUAAAAUUUCAGCAAGCUAGCUAGCAGUGUGACUCCAUGUAAGACAAGAUAUGCUCCCCCAACCCACCACAGUUAGAUCACCAGCCUCAGUUCACUUUGACCAGCUGCAUCCGGCUGCUUUUUACAGACAGACAGUCCCAGGUCAGCUUGACCACAUUCACCUGGGCUGAGUUCCCACCUAAAAAUAUAUUCUGUUUUGCUAGCCUGUUCUACAAAAGACAGACCAGCCCAGUCAAGGACACACUUGACUGUAUCCCCCUCACCAGCCCCAACCCCAUCUUUGGGCUCUCGUACCUUAAGAUCAAGAACCCCCACCAGCUACACCUGCCCAGAACAAAGCUGCUGGCCUGUGUAUAUGACCCAGCCUGUGGAACCACCGAUGUACUAACUCACUAUCAGCUUAUGUACUACCUGCUUGCAAAACCUAUAUAAACAAAGCCUGGACCUGACUUGGGGCUGGUGAUUUGGAAGCGGUACCCCCCAGCCCACCAGCGUAAUAAAGAGUUGCCUUCCAGCUCCGUGGUGCAGAGCAGCUUCCUUUUUGGUCCAGUACUGGGUUCUGCACAGUAAGGUUUUGAUCCCAGGCUCUGCCUGUCUGCUGUACCCAACUGACACCAUUCAGAUGUCUCAGUGAGAGGUUGAGGCUAGAAGAUGAUCACAAAUUUGGCUCACCUUAGUGAGACCCUGUCUCAAAUCUUCAAACUUUGGGUUUCAACCUCUAAUUUUAAACAAUUAAAAAAACCUCAAGGAAUUGUCACAUGUAGUCUGGGGUGCGAAAAUGCCCCCAGGUGUGAUCUAGGCUUCAGACAAACCCCUCUACCUCUAAGCAUAGGCUCAGCUCACUCAUCAAGACUUGCACUGGUGAAAAACACCUGAAACAAGGUCUCUGGCUGUAAUUUCCUUCCCAGAUGUAGCCCCCAAUUUGGGGGUGCGGGGGCUGCACUCUUUUCCCCUGCAGCUAUCACGGCUUAGGGAAUGCUGCUUCCCUCUAGGCCGUGCAGUCCCCGGGGAGCUGUGGAGCCCGCAUCCACCCGGUUGUCAGUGAGGUGCUGUCGGUACAAAGUCAUUUCCCGUGAAGUCAUUUCCCGGGAUGGUGCCGCUAGAAGAAACACCCAGAGUCUGCUGCCAGCUGCUCCCAAAGCAUCAGCUCCCAAAGGAGGACCAGCCCCAUCCCCUCACUGUUCCGCCUCCUCUUCUCUCGCUUCUUGGACCCUUCUGGAAGCCAAGAUGGCAAGCCCUUGGUGGAGGCCCCGCUCUGUGACGGACGUGCCUGUAACAGCAUCUGCUGUCCGCCGGUGCUGCAGGCACCAAUUUCUGUGCCCCAUUCUCUAUUUUUCCAGACCCCCCCCUUUCCUGUAAGUCUUACAAAGGAACCCCCUGUGCUCCCCAAGAAGCCCCCACUUGGGCUUUGGCAUCACUCUGAGCUUGCUCUCACAGUCUUCUGUCUCCUCCAUCACCUGCCUCUUUUCUUCCCUUCUGUGCACAAACCCUCCUCCUCCUGCAACGCGGAGGUCCCCGGCCAGGAGACAGCCACUGUCUUCUCACCAUCAGGCCCCCAAGGCUCGCUUGGCAAGGGUUGCUUCCCCUAGAUGAGCCUGCUGCCCGCCCCCCUUCAGCAGGCUCCUCCGGCCACACCUGAAGGCUCCUCCCUCGGCCUCUAGCUUCAGAGAUACUUGGGGCCUGGGUGCUCUCACCUCAUAAGCCCCUACUUAUGGUUUUAUUUCCACAGCUUCUAUAAGAACAAAGAAUCUGCCUGGCCUUUCUGCCCUGAUACUUCCUGACACAGAGCAUUAAAACACAUGGCAUUUCCUGGCCAAAGUGUUCUUUAUCUCCCUAACAAGCCUCUCCUGACCCUCUCUUCGAGGAAACUAAUGAGCUGAUGGAGAGGGCUCAUGGGGUGUUUCAAGGGAGGGACUUUCAGUCUUGCCCCCAAAAUCUCUAGGGAGGAGAAAGGGUUAGAGACUGAGUGCAAUCACAACGAUUUAAUCAGCUGUGCUGGAUGAUGAGACCCCAGUUACCACAGAAGGAGAGCGAGGGCAUCUGGAGGACGAGGUUUGGGAGCAUCCAAGCUGGCGAUUCUCCAGCAUCCCGUCUCCAUGGAGACCGAAGCUGCCCUCAGGACUCCAUGCAUCUCUUGUGUGUUACUCACUUCUAUCUUGUCUAAUAAAAUGGUGAUUGGUGAUGCAA